AUGGCUGCACGACAAUCAACACCAUCUUCUGAGCACUCUCAUUCUGAUGGAGGUGUACGCAAGCGUGUAUGCAAGGCGUGCGAUCGUUGCCGUCUCAAGAAAUCAAAGUGCGACGGAGCCAGCCCAUGUUCUCGUUGUCGGGCAGACAAUGCCAUCUGCGUCUUUGGAGAGCGAAAGAAAGCGCAUGAUAAAGUGUAUCCCAAGGGAUACGUUGAAAUGCUCGAACAGCAACAAGUUUGGCUAGUACACGGUCUCCAAGAACUGUAUCGUCGCUCGAUAGAAGGCGAAGGAUGGCCUGGCGACCGUUUGAAACACGAACCGAAUGGACACCCACUCACCCACGACCUGCUUACUCGUCUCGGCGCCCUCGACCACGCAAAGGGUGAGCGCUUUGAAGAGAAUCCAGAGCUGAUGCAGCAGGACCUUUGGCGCCACGGUAUGCAGCGCCAGGAAUCGUCUGACGGCAGCUCGGAGAGUGCUCAGUCCCCCGUCGCUCGAUCUCGCUUCUCUUCCGAUGUCUUAUCUCAGCAGACUCUGCCUCCUACCCCUCCCGCAUAUAACAGCCCUUCGACACGUGUGGCCAUUAAGUUGGAAGAGCCACUGGCUGUGACCCCUCAAUAUAACGCCGCCAUGUCGAUGCAGGGUGUAGUCAACCCGUUGGUUUUGCAGGAUAGUUCCCAGCAGUGGUCUACUGGGAAUGGAUUCAUUUCUUUCGACGAUAUGGAUUUGAUGAAUUCAACCGAUUAUUCAAAUAUUAACUUUGAGGACGCCAUUCCUUCGCCAAUGUUCAGUCGCCAGAUGCCUAUGAGUUGUGUUUCGUCAGAUUAUGAUGAUUUCAACCAGUUCUUGAAUCCUAAUCCGACAGAGAUUACAUCGAUUUAA
Messenger RNA from Penicillium taxi, 882 nucleotides. RefSeq names its product Zn(II)2Cys6 transcription factor domain-containing protein. The transcript is spliced from 3 exons. NCBI's taxonomy places the organism in Eukaryota, Fungi, Ascomycota, Eurotiomycetes, Eurotiales, Aspergillaceae. The record is from RefSeq and is a predicted model, not a curated record. The coding region runs from base 1 to 882 and encodes 293 amino acids. Gene Ontology annotation, molecular function: DNA-binding transcription factor activity, RNA polymerase II-specific; zinc ion binding. Gene Ontology annotation, biological process: regulation of DNA-templated transcription.